GCCGACACUAUACACAUCCCCGUCUCAUUCGCUAAUCCUUGGCGAUCUACACUCACCUCCAUAGCAGCUCCACACAAUAAAUACAUAGCAUCCCCAGAUAAAUUGGCAGUCACAACCAGGAACCAGGAUUUGAUUUGGAAUCACGGAGAUAGGAGAGCGUAGGACGAAACAUGCAGAAUUCUUUGCUGGCAAUGCGGAUUCGAAUCGUGUAUAAAGCACCAUGUCCAUCGCACGAAUCUUGAAAAUCCAAGCAGGUCAAUUCCAUCACCCUUACUCCUUACUUCUCCCGUCCACACAUCUUCAUCAUGUACUUCACCACCGCCGCAGCGACCACCCUCCUCACCCUCAUCCCCACCGCCCUCUCCCACGGCCUCAUCACCUCUCCUCCCUCACGCCCCACAGGCCCCGAACUAACCUCCCUCUGCGGCCCCGCCAUAACCCGCACCAUAAACGGCGACAACACCUCUCACGUCGAAGGCCUCCCCGAGCUCCUCCUGCCACCUUACUCUGCCUCUUCCUGCAACCUCUGGCUCUGCAAAGGCCUCCAAUUCGCCGACAACCCGUCCAACAACACGCAGGUAUGGAGCGCAGGCCAGGUCGUGCCCAUGAAAGUCUGGAUCCGUAUUCCGCAUGAGGGCUCGGCGAACGUGAGUAUUGUGGAUACGAAGAAGAAUGAGGUUGUGGGCGAGAUGUUGAAGGUGUGGGAGGAGGGAUAUGCACCGGGGAAGAGUGAGGCUGAUGUGCCAGCGGGGCAGAAGGAGUUUAGUGUUAAGGUUCCCGAGGGGUUGGAGGAGAGGUGUGCUAGUGCUGGGGACUGUGUUUUGCAGUGGUGGUGGUAUGGUGUGGCGGCUAAGCAGACAUACGAGUCUUGUGUUGACUUCAGGAUUGCAAAGACGAGUGCGAAGAGGGAUUCUUUCGGCCGCGCAUUCAAGGGAUGAUGUUGAGGGCCUGUGCGCAGUGUCUUGUGGUUGAGGUUGUGUGAAGGUUUAGGAAUUUAGAUUUAGAAAUUGACGAUUUUUUCAAUUGCG
This is a messenger RNA of Alternaria rosae, 1028 nucleotides long. RefSeq lists its product as uncharacterized. Bases 306 to 938 code for a protein of 210 amino acids. The record is from RefSeq and is a predicted model, not a curated record. Lineage: Eukaryota; Fungi; Ascomycota; Dothideomycetes; Pleosporales; Pleosporaceae. The transcript is spliced from 3 exons.